AUGGAAUCGGUUCUUAUUUCAGAGCCCACGCAAGAAGGAGUCUCAGCAAAAAAUGCUGGACAAACAUUCAAGACAGGCGCAAAGAAGCUCUUUCGCAAGAUAACUACAAAGGAGGGCUUGUUUGGAGACUAUGACUAUGCUUUCCUGUUCACACCUUCAUAUCCAUUCAGAGACUGGAUCAACAAGAAAAGGGGUGUCCAACCAGUGGUGAGAGAUCAGCCAUUUUUCUCAGUAUACUCAGAGAUGCCUCUCUUCCUGGGUUUUAUCCUUGGACUUCAACACGCGCUGGCCAUGCUGGCAGGUGUCAUUACACCUCCAUUGAUUAUCUCUUCCGUUGCAAACUUCUCUACGGAGCUUGAAGAGUAUUUGGUGUCCGCGUCAUUGAUCACUUCUGGUAUUUUGUCGUGCAUCCAAAUCACUCGUUUUCACAUCCCUUACACGCCUUACUACAUUGGUUCGGGGUUGUUGUCUGUGGUGGGUACAUCGUUUGCCACUAUCACGAUUGUCGACAAGGCUUUCCCAAUGAUGUACGAUUCAGGGUUCUGCCCUGUCGCAGACGACGGUACUAAGUUGGCAUGUCCCGCUGGUUACGGUGCAUUGCUUGGUACAGCAGCCUGUUGCGCACUUCUAGAAAUGGCCAUGUCUUUCACUCCUCCAAAAGUCUUACAACGUAUCUUUCCUAAGAUUGUUACUGGUCCUGUUGUGUUGUGUAUUGCUGUGAGCUUGAUCGAAAGUGGUUUCGAAGAUUGGGUUGGUGGUAGUGGAUGUGUUGGUGCAAUUUGUCCUUAUGAAGGCGCCCCCAGAGCUGGUGAAUGGGGUUCCGCCCGUUUUGUUGGUUUAGGUUUCCUAGUGUAUUUGACGAUUAUUUUGUGUGAGAAGUGGGGUUCGCCAAUCAUGAAGUCCUGUGCGGUUAUCGUAGGUCUCAUUGUUGGUUGCAUUGUAGCAGCUGCGUGUGGUUACUUCGACCGUUCUUCCAUUGAUGUUGCCCCUGCCGCUACUUUCUUGUGGGUUCACACAUUCCCACUCAAAGUGUACGGGCCUAUAGUUCUUCCCUUCCUGGUGAUGUACAUUGUGUUGGCUCAAGAGUGUAUCGGUGACGUAACUGCUACUAGUGAUGUGUCACGUAUGGAAGUUGAAGGUGAAAUGUACGAAUCCAGAAUUCAAGGUGCUGUUUUGAGUGAUGGUUUGGGAGGUGUUUUGUCUGCCCUGUUUACUUUGCCACCAAUGUCAACUUUUGCACAGAAUAAUGGUGUUAUUUCCCUGACCAAAUGUGCCAACAGACAAGUUGGUUAUUGGUGUUGUUUCUUCUUAAUCGUAAUGGGAAUUUUCGCCAAGUUUGGUGCUGCCUUGGUUGCAAUUCCUAAACCUGUUCUAGGUGGUAUGACUUCGUUUUUAUUCACCAGUGUUGCCGCCUCAGGUCUUAAGAUUAUUUCCACCAUUCCAUUCACAAGAAGAGACAGAUUUGUUUUGACUGCUUCCUUGUUGCCUGGUUUGGGUGCCAUUCUUGUGCCAACCUGGUUCGAAAACGUAUUUACCUACAGCGGGGGUAACACUGCGCUAGAGGGUUUCCUGAACGCCAUUAUCUUGAUCAUGGAGUCUGGUUUUGCCGUUUGUGGUAUUGUUGGUAUUAUCUUGAAUCUUUUCUUACCUCAAGAACUUGAUGAAGCUCUCAUGGACGACAUUGAAAUCCAACAAGAGAACUUGUCAGUUUUGGAUGGACAAUCUUCUCCUAUGAUCAGUAAAGUUCUAAGCGCAAAGGCUAGAGAAGCCAAGGAUAAUCUAAAUUCGUCACAGAGCUACGAAAUGAAAGAAGAUAGGAUAAAUGUCACCGCUGGUGAAGCUAGUCAUUCUGAUUAA
Molecule: messenger RNA, 1857 nt
Organism: Lachancea fermentati
Lineage: Eukaryota; Fungi; Ascomycota; Saccharomycetes; Saccharomycetales; Saccharomycetaceae
Source: the annotation of a GenBank genome assembly